AUGGGCGGGACGGCCAGCACCCGUCGGGUCACCUUCGAGGCGGACGAGAAUGAGAACAUCACGGUGGUGAAGGGCAUCCGGCUUUCGGAAAACGUGAUUGAUCGAAUGAAGGAAUCCUCUCCAUCUGGUUCGAAGUCUCCGCGGUAUUCUGGUGGUUAUGGGGCCUCAGUUUCUGAAGAAGACUUGAAAAGAAGAGUAGCUGAGGAGCUGGCCCUGGAACAAGCCAGGAAAGAAUCUGAAAAACAAAAGCGGCUAAAGCAAAGCAAAGAGCUGGAGCGGGAGAGAGCCGCUGCCAAUGAACAGCUGACCAGAGCUAUUCUGCGAGAGAGAGUCCACAGUGAGGAGGAGCGCUCUAAAGCCAAGCACCUGGUUAAGCAGCUGGAAGAGAAAGAUCGGGUGAUCAGGAAGCAGGAUGCAUUCUACAAAGAACAGCUGGCUAGACUGGAGGAACGGAGCUCAGAAUUCUACAAAGUGACCACCGAGCAAUAUCAGAAAGCUGCCGAAGAGGUGGAAGGAAAGUUCAAGCGGUAUGAUUACCAUCCCAUCUGUGCUGACCUGCAGGCCAAAAUUCUCCAGUGUUACCGCCAGAACGCCCAGCAGACCCUCAGCUGCUCUGCUCUGGCAGCCGAGUACAUGCAGUGUGUCAACCGGGCCAAGCAGGUGCAGACACCUCUGAGCGCACUCGGUUGGUUAGCAGCCUUUUGGUCAGCCACGGAGGUGUUCGAUGUUGGCACCACCCUGGAACACGAUGCUAAUAGAAGAUAA
Messenger RNA from Chrysochloris asiatica (Cape golden mole), 765 nucleotides. RefSeq names its product coiled-coil-helix-coiled-coil-helix domain containing 3 (gene CHCHD3). Gene Ontology annotation, biological process: inner mitochondrial membrane organization. Bases 1 to 765 code for a protein of 254 amino acids. Lineage: Eukaryota; Metazoa; Chordata; Mammalia; Afrosoricida; Chrysochloridae. The record is from RefSeq and is a predicted model, not a curated record. The transcript is spliced from 8 exons. Gene Ontology annotation, cellular component: MICOS complex; mitochondrion.